GCAUAUACAUCGAGUUCACAAAAAGCCAGCCAUCACCACCACACAACGGAAUCUCCUCAGUGGCCUUCCGAUCCACUAUGGGGCGAGUUUUUCGAGAAAGUGGGACGCGGUGAAAACCCAAUUUGGCCUACAGUAACCCGAGGCGAGAGACUCUCCCUGGACGGUGAUAAUCGUCGACAUGAGUAUGAAGCGUUGGCGUUGGGCGACGAGAUAGAUUUUCAGAUCCAUGAGAUUGGAGACGUGGAAAGCCUUUUCUCGUCAGGACCACGUCCAUCAAUUACGUUGGCUCUGAUACUCAUAGCUGGAUUGAUCUUUGCCUAA
Cooperia oncophora is the source of this 321-nucleotide messenger RNA. The record is from the annotation of a GenBank genome assembly. NCBI's taxonomy places the organism in Eukaryota, Metazoa, Nematoda, Chromadorea, Rhabditida, Trichostrongylidae.